AAUGGUUAUUUUUUCAUGCUAUAUACUGUAGGUACUUUAAAAUUCGCAUUGUUUUUUAAAAGAUUUGUAUUAGGUAAAAAUAUUUCUAUAAUAUGAAAUAAGGUUGGGAAAAUUAUAAAUUAAUGACAAAAUUCUAAAGAGUUACAAGGGACAUUAAAAAUAUUUUUUUCGUUGGUUUAUUCGGUGCAGUGCAUUAUAUUUAAAAAAAAAUAACUAUAAAUUUAUUUUAACAGAACGGUAAGACUGUAUAGAACACUGAACACCAUGAUGAAAGACAUAGAUUUUUUCGUCUUCCGACAUUUCCAUUUCGAUGACACUCGUUUACAAGAGCUGAUUGCAUCGCAGAGCGAUAUGGACAAAAGUUUGUUCAACAUGGAAAUAUCCAAUAUUGUAUGGCAAGAUUAUUUUCUAAAAAGUAUUAAAGGAUUCAAACGUCAUAUUCUCAAAGAAAACGAAUAUAGACUGGAAGCUAAUCAGAGAUAUAACAAGUAAUUAUAUCUGUCUCCGUAGUUUAUAUUUCACGUGAUAAAGUAAAUUUAUUAAAACUAGGUUUUUAAUUUUUUUUUUUUCAGAAUCUGGAUUGCUUAUUACACUUUAAAAACAUUUUAUUAUGGUUUUAUACUAUAUUUAAUAAUUUUAAUAUUAAAAUAUAUCUUUUAUUAAUUUAAUUUUAUGUCUAAAAAAGAGUUAUUAAACAAUGAAGGUUUUUUUUAUGAAAAUAAAAAUUGUUUUCACAAGAAGUUUCGAUUAGUUUUUAUUAUCGCAUAGGUGACUAUAUUGUUAUUAUUAUUAUAUUAAAAAAAAAAAAAUUAUUUUUCUUUUGUAUAUUAUAUGCUAUCAUAAAUGACAAUAAUUGACGAUAAUAAUUGAUAAUAAAUGGUAAAUAAUUAAAUGGUAAAUAUUAAAUAAUUAAAUAAUAAAUAAAAUUAAAUAAUUUUCUUCGAUAAUAUUUUUUUAAUAUUGUACCGACUUUCCCGUUUUUCUUGCCUUAUUCCUGUCUUUUUUAUGGCUUUUCACAUUUAUUGGGAAAAAUCUUGGGAAAAUCGAAAAGUGAUCUCGUUUAUGUACCUCUCUAGUAAGAUUUUCUUUCAGAAAUUGUACUAUCAUUGUAAAUUCGAGAAAAAUAUCUGGUAGAAAUGUUUCCUACAGGAAAAAAGUAAUAUUUUACUAAUGUUUUUCUCAAUUUUUCACGAUUUGUCCCUUUUAAUAAGAAAACUUCUUAAUCUAAUUAAAGAAAAUUUAAAAAUAACCUCUCCAAAUUACCAUGGUGAUAAUAUUACCUUUCAAAAUUUAAGCAACACUUGAUAAGUCGGAGGAAGGUGUUUUGGUAGAAAAGUUUUCACAACAAAUCUAGAGGUAUUUUGCGAUUAAAAUAGCCCGACCAAGCGAUGGUUUGGGUCUCUAGAUACACACAAAAUGCUUUUGUUUUUUACUUGAUUAGGUAAAAGGGGAAGAAAAUACGAAACAUAUUUUUGAACCUAUUCGUGACCUUUUCGAGACUUUUUCGAGACCUGUCUCCAAAACAAUAAGUCUAUCGUGGCCACAAUUCGAACGCGAUUCGAACUUCUUUUACGUGCAAUUGUUCUCAACCGCCGAUCGAGUUUUAAAUAGAUUAUGGAUGUUCGGGAACAUGGUAAUGAGGCCCCAAAGAUUCCUAGACGUAUUCCCCAUAUAGUGACACUAAAUAAUGUGUUUUUUUUGUUAAAUUUGGAAUAAUUGGACCUUAUUUUUUUGAAAACGAAAUAGGCCAGGUAGAUACGAUGAAUUGUGAACAUUACGUUGCUAUGCUCUAAGAUUUUUCCCCCUACUUGGAGGAAAAUGAAAGAGACACUGAAAAU
Molecule: messenger RNA, 1838 nt
Organism: Cinara cedri
Lineage: Eukaryota; Metazoa; Arthropoda; Insecta; Hemiptera; Aphididae
Source: the annotation of a GenBank genome assembly